Pogona vitticeps (central bearded dragon) is the source of this 1029-nucleotide messenger RNA. Lineage: Eukaryota; Metazoa; Chordata; Lepidosauria; Squamata; Agamidae. The record is from RefSeq and is a predicted model, not a curated record.
AUGAGACAAAUGGGUGGACGCAACGGACCUAAUGCUCUCUCACAGUAUGCCAUGCCUUACAGCUAUGGUGAUUUAUUUUUUCCACCAUGGAUGCACAAUCACCUGCCACCACAUUCUUCAUUCUACUGGUUGAGGCAAAGACCUCAAGACCAUGAAACUCAACGAUAUGAAUACACUAUGCCAGUGCAUCCACCUCCACUGCCAUCUCAGCAAACACCCACUCUGCUUCAACGGCCUGGAAUACCAGAGCAACCUCACUACCAAUUCACUGAUCUCACUCCUACCAUGCAAGCCCAACUCCAACAGUAUGAGAUGCAGCCACCAUUUCAGCAGACACCAUUACCAGAAGGGAAUCAGCCUGUCGUUCCACAGAAGAAGCGGCCACCCUUGGACCGACAAACUCAACAGAUCUACCUAGGUUUGCAUGGAAACCAGCAAGACCAAGCACAACCACCACCACAGCAAUCUAUUUAUCCAAACUUGUAUUACAUGCCGUAUGUAGCAAACCAAGGAGCUGCUCCUGGCAGAUUAGGAAUAGUAAGCUCAGAAGAAAUGCAGGGUGGUGGAUUUGGUCCCCCAGCCUACCAGGCCCCGGGCCCUGAUCUCUUUGCCACAGAUGCUAGGUUACGACACAUGGCGCUGAACCAGCCAGGCGACUACACGGUUGAAGAUGAUCAACUCGGCAUCACUGAACAGCCUGAUGUAAAAGGCGGAGCUAAUGUUGGGGCCAAUCCUGCAGGCAAGGGGAACCCUAUCAGCCCCCUAGAGGGCAAUCCAGCUAUUGGUGCCUCACCAAAUGCCAACAGCUAUCUCCUGCAUCCGGCUGGCCAGAGCAAAGGACCAUUAGGGGAACCCCAAGCUACAGGGGGGCCACUAGCACCAGAAGGGCUCCCAGUUGUGGAUGCUGCUGGCACAGCCAUGCCUUUGGACCCUACCACGUUCCCUGACACGAUGUUCCCAACUGAUGUGGGAAAUGGGGCAGGCCUGUCCCCGAUAGGCCAGGACAUGUGGCAUUUCCAAGAGCCCUGA